AUGGCGGCUGACCAUCACCGCGCCAACUACUCCACGUCUUCAGGCGACAACACGAGGCCUCCUAAGCGCAAGAGCCGUUUCGACAGCCCGUCGCCGUUCAGCAGCGCCGCACCGGUGCCGCCAGCACCCAAAGCCUCGAACUUCUCCACGCAGCCCCCGCACGCCGGGAGGUACCACGAGGCUCCUCCAGUCGCCAAUUCGUCGUUCCCAUCGAGACCCGGAUUCCCCGCGCACGGCGCGUAUCCCGAGUACCGGAGGUCUGAUGACCGCGUGCCCCCGCCCCCUCCCUGGCCUUAUCCCGACAACGUAGUCGCAGCUUCCCAGGCACGGCAACGGGCUGCUCCAACCUCCGCAGAGCCUGCUCCGGCGACGCCGCCCAGCGCCUUGGAGACGUGUAACGUAGGUGUGCUCGCGUCGUUGUUGAGGAUGCAACGGGAUAGCGGCGCGGCCGGGUUCGGGCCGUACUCGGCGUUGCCUGCGGACACGGUCGUCCCCCAGUACACCCCUCCCGACGCCAUAUACGACAGCGCAAGCACGCGCGUGUCGGACUUCUACGAUGAGCUGGAGGAGCUCUUCGAGUGCUUCGGCGCCCGCGUCUCCCCGGACGACCCCAGCUAUGACUACUCCCGCCGGAAGCAGCUGAGCGCCAGCAGGUACCGCUCCAUACCGAUGACGCUCGUUGCGGACCAGGAAGCACUGCGGCAAUGGGCAGGCGUUCCCUACGAGAGUGCCGUUGCGUAUGCUGGCAGAAGUGGCGGCUUCUCGAACUGCGCGCCCGCUCCGUCUCGUACGUUUCACCCUCCCACCGACUCCAGCGUGGCGACAGGUCCCGUGGGCGCAGUGCCCUCCGGGUUGCUGAGCGCCGAGAUGCCGCCCGACCCCAACGCGUUGGAGUCGUUCCGCAGGAAAAGGGCCAACGAGUACCACGAGCAGAUGUCGAUCAAAUACGCACGCGUGAAGGUGGACCACGGCCGCAUAUAG
Babesia bigemina is the source of this 981-nucleotide messenger RNA. RefSeq lists its product as hypothetical. The record is from RefSeq and is a predicted model, not a curated record. The transcript is spliced from 4 exons. Bases 1 to 981 code for a protein of 326 amino acids. NCBI's taxonomy places the organism in Eukaryota, Apicomplexa, Aconoidasida, Piroplasmida, Babesiidae.